This is a messenger RNA of Thlaspi arvense, 1908 nucleotides long. The record is from the annotation of a GenBank genome assembly. NCBI's taxonomy places the organism in Eukaryota, Viridiplantae, Streptophyta, Magnoliopsida, Brassicales, Brassicaceae.
CGGGCGUUAAAAAAAGAAAGAAUAACGUAAAAAGAAAUGACGCGGAGGAAUCGUGUGGGACCGCAAAACAGCUCCGUUGUCCAAAUUCCGAAACCAAAAAAACUCAUUACUCUAGGCUCGGUGGCACCAGAUCACUUCUAGGCGCUUUGUUUCAACAUUCCUCCAUUCUCUUCUUCUUCUCUCCCUCUCUUCUUCAUCUUUUCGAUUAGAUCGAAGCAAAAAUGUCCUCAGCGCCGUCUCCGACACCAUCUCCUCCGUCUCCACCGUCUCCACCCUCAAACACCACAUCCUCUCCUCCUCCAGCCUCCUCUCCUCCUCCGACCACACCUCCCCCCUCUCCUCCGCCGCCGUCUACUAAUUCAACAUCUCCUCCGCCGUCGCCAUCUAGUAAUUCAACAUCUCCUCCUCCGUCUCCAACCCCUCCCUCAAAUCCGCCGGGAUCUUCAGCUCCUCCUAGAUCCACCCCUCGAACCCCUACAUCUCCAAGCUUAGGACCACCGUCGAAUCCCUCAAGCGGAGGAGGAGGAGGAGGAGGAAGCAGAGGAGGAGGAGGAUCUAAUUCUCGACCUUCAUCAAACUCUUCGCCGCCGUCUUCCUCUUCCGGAUUAUCAACAGGAGUAGUGGUUGGAAUCGCCAUAGGAGGAGUCGCUGUGCUUGUUGUGUUAACUAUGCUUUGUCUCCUUUGUAAAAAAAAACGACGAAGAGACGAUGAAGCUGCUUACUAUGUUCCCCCUCCUCCUCCUGGUCACAAAGCUGGAGGAGGACAUUACGGUGGACAGCAACAAUACUGGCAGCAACAAAACGAAUCGCAACCGCCAGCUCACGUCGCGUCGGCACUUCCAGCACCACCAAAGCCACCUUCUCAACCACCUCCGCCGCCUCCACCACCGCCUUUGAUGAACAGCAGCGGCGGGAAAGGACGACCUACAAUGGAAUGGAGCACGAGAUUGAAGAUUGCUCUUGGAUCUGCUAAAGGACUUUCAUACCUUCAUGAAGAUUGCAAUCCUAAAAUCAUUCACCGUGAUAUCAAGGUGGCAAACAUACUGAUGGAUUUCAAGUUUGAAGCUAAGGUUGCUGAUUUUGGUCUGGCCAAGAUUGCUUCUGAUACAAACACUCAUGUAUCUACACGAGUGAUGGGUACUUUCGGGUACUUAGCUCCGGAAUACGCUGCAAGCGGAAAGCUAACAGAGAAGUCAGACGUUUUCUCAUUCGGAGUUGUACUUUUGGAGCUCAUAACCGGACGUCGUCCUGUUGAUGCAAACAAUGCAUAUGUAGACGACAGCUUAGUUGAUUGGGCACGACCGUUGCUUAACAGAGCAUCUGAGGAAGGUGACUUUGAGGGUUUGGCUGAUAAAAAGAUGAAUAAUGAGUAUGACCCAGAGGAGAUGGCUCGUAUGAUUGUGCGUGCGUUAGAAGGAAACGUAUCGUUGUCGGAUUUGAACGAAGGGAUGAGACCGGGUCACAGCAAUGUAUACAGUUCAUAUGGAGGAAGCACCGAUUAUGACUCGAGCCAAUACAAUGAAGACAUGAAGAAGUUUAGGAAAAUGGCACUUGGGACUCAACAGUACAAUACGACCGGCGAGUACAGUAACCCGACCAGUGACUAUGGACUGUACCCGUCUGGUUCGAGCAGCGAGGGACAAACCACACGCGAAAUGGAGAUGGGGAAGUUUAAACAAGCUGGUCAAGGUUACGGUGGACCUUCUCAUUAAACCGUAAGGGGGAAGAAAAAUUGCAUGGUUUUUUUUUCUUCUUUUUUUGGGAUUCUUUAACUGUAAAGAUUUGAGGAAAUUGCCUUACUCUCUAAUUGAAGCUACUACGAUAUAAGUAUUGAUACAUUUUUAAAAUUGUUUUCGUUUUUGGUUUCUUUCUCUAGAAGUUGUGAUCUUGAUAUACUUAAGAUUGAGG